AGGGGAGGCGACAAGAUGGGGGAGCGGGCGGCGGCGGGGGCACUCUCCGUGGUGCUGAUCCUGGGGCUGGGGCUGCCGCCGGGCGCCCUGGCCUGCCCCCACCCCUGCGCCUGCUACCUCCCCACCGAAGUCCACUGCACCUUUCGCUCCUUAGCAGCCGUGCCGGCAAGGAUUUCGAAACAUGUGGAAAGAAUCAAUUUUGGGUUUAACAGUAUACAGUCUAUAUUCGAAAACUCCUUUGCAGGACUUACAAAACUGGAAUUGCUCAUGAUACAUGGAAAUGACAUUCAGAAUAUACCUAAUGGUGCUUUGAAAGAUCUUGUGUCUCUACAGGUUUUCAAAAUUAGUUACAAUAAAUUGAAAGUCAUAACUGGCCAAACCCUCCAAGGACUUUCAAGCUUAAUGAGACUGCACAUGGACCACAACAGAAUUGAGUUUAUUCAUCCAAAUGCUUUUAAUGGAUUAACUUCUCUGAGACUGGUCCACUUAGAAGGAAAUUUGCUCCAGCAGCUUCACCCCAACACCUUUUCAACAUUUAUGGUCCUUGAUUAUUUCAAACUGUCAACAGUAAGACAUCUCUACCUGUCUGAAAAUGCUCUUAGGACCUUGCCAGCAGGGAUGUUUCAAGGCAUGCAGCUGCUGGAAAACCUUUACCUUCACGGGAAUCCAUGGGCCUGUGACUGCAGUUUAAAGUGGCUCCUUGAAUGGAAUGAAGUUUCUGGAGGUGUUUUAAAAUGCAAAAAGGACAAAGCCUAUGAAGGGGGACAGCUCUGUCCCAAGUGCAACAGCCCGAAACAGCUGCAGAAAGAAGAUAUUCAAAACUUGAAAGAUAUUUCUUGUAGGAAACCUGUCAUUCAGUCCUCAGUGAGGCAGAAUAGCAGCAGUCAAGAUGAAGAAGAUGGUGACAGUUAUGAACUUCCUCUGGAAGAGCUUCCGUCCUUACCAUGGAACAUUACUCUAAAUAUGACUGAUGAGCAUGGCAAUGUAGUCCACCUGAACUGUGAAAUCAAAAAACCAACAGGCUCUACCAAAAUUCAGUGGAAUCAAAUCCAGACUCAGGAGAUUGAUAUAAAUGCUACAGUUUCACUGGAUUUUGAAUGCCCAAUGAAUCGAGAAAACUAUGAAAAACUGUGGAAACUUAUAGCUUAUUACAGUGAAGUACCUGUCAAAUUAGAGAGGGAACUUAUGCUCAGCAAAGAGCCUAAAAUAAGCUAUCGGUACAGGCAAGGCUCAGAUUAUGAUGCUCUUUACUACACAGGUGUAAAAGCUCAAAUACUGGCUGAACCUUCCUGGGUGAUGCAACCUCUUAUAAAUAUCCAAUUAAACAGGCGCCAGAGUACAGGGAAAAAAGUGGUGCUAUCUUUUUUUACUGUGUUUUCUCAGACAAUUCGUACCAAAGACACCAGGCAUCAGAGAAGCUGGGUAAUGAUAGAGCAAAACCAGAGCAUAAGGACAGCGCAGAGUGUGGUGGAGGGGUCAGAGUGUCAGCUGAGCUGCAAUGUGAAAGCUUCUGAGAGCCCCUCCGUUCAGUGGCUCUUUCCAGAUGGAACUAAACUGCAGGCACCAUUUAAUCAGAAAGACAGCAGGUUUUCCGUUCUUACUAGUGGUCAGCUAAUAAUCAAAGCAGUGAGUUACACUGAUGGUGGUUUGUACCACUGUGUUGCCCAAGUGAGAGAUGAUGUGGACAUAAUGGCUUACAGACUUCUAGUGCAGCCUCCAGCUAUUCAGGUAGCUGAUUCAGAUGUAGUGAGAGUUGAAAAAAAUGUUGGUGAUCCAAUAGUUUUGCCAUGCAAUGCAGUUGCCAUCCCAGAGCCACAGCUGAGCUGGAUUCUUCCAAACAGCCAGGUACUUAAUGAUUUAUCAAACUCUUCAAAAGCAUAUAUGUUGGGCAAUGGUACUUUGCUUAUUCCAAAAAGCCACAUCAGUGAUAGUGGCCAUUACAGAUGUGUGGCUGUCAAUCAGCAGGGAUCAGAUCAGUUUGUUGUAAGGGUGACAGUAAAUAAAAUGGUGUCUGACAGGUCAUUUAAAAGGAUAAAGCUAAAAAAGCGCCUGGGCUCAAAAACUUCAUCAAAAACAAGAGGGCGGGUCACAGAUGAUGGAGAGGGAUCGGGGGCAGGAGGGGUGGAUGAGUUCCCACGAAGAAAGAACCACCUGAAAGACCGGGAAAUAUCCUUUAAACAAAAAAGUGACCAGGUGCCAGAGGCUCAAAUUAAAAAGGGGAAGAAAGGCAGAAGGAAAAUGAAAAUCUGGAAAAGUACUGAUAGAACGCAAGACAGCAAUGUUGCUGAAGGCCGGAGAGUAUUUGAAUCUCGAAGGAGAAUUAAUAUGGCAAGCAAGCAGAUUAAUCCACAGCAUUGGGCUGACAUUUUGGCAAAGGUCCGUGGGAAGAAUAUUCCUAGAACAACAACAGCUACAGCCAUUUCUUUAACAACCGCACUGCCAUCAGUCAUACAGAAAAUUACUCCAGUCCCUCAUCCGGUAGCUAGUCCUCCACCUUCAGAGACAGCAGCUGAUGUGGUAGAUUCCUCUGCAGAUGCAUCACCUGUGGGUGAGGAUGAGCCAUUCUCAGUCACUGUUUCCCACAACACUAAAGCAUUUUCAGUCCAGUCCAUAUUAACAAGGUCAGAAACUGAACACUUCUUUGACCACAGGGCUUUAGAAACACCUGCAAAUACAUACUCUGUAGAAAUCCCUGUAAUGGGUCCAUAUUUGACUCCCAUGGCUGCAACUGUCCAACCCAAAGGCCAGCAGCGUCUUGAUGUCAGGACUGAUAAUUCAGUUGUAGUCAAAGAAAAUAUCCAUGCUCUCACUGAAGAAUCACAAACCAGACAAAUUGUAACAAACUUUCCUAAUAUUCAGAGCAGUUCAUUCACAGUGGGAAAUGUAGAUAGAACUGUAUCUUCUACAUCAGAGGAAAAUUCUGCUUUUGCUGAGCUACCACUUGAUACUACUGUCCUAGCUGAAUCUCAGACUGUGGAUCUUCAUAGUGUCUCGGAGACAAGUGUGAAGUUAAAUGAAGUGGACCUGAUGAGUGUUGACACAAUCAUUUUAACACCUUCUCAGUUAGAUGAGAUCAUCCCAACAGAUUCGGUAGGAACUACUACUAUUUCUUCAUCUGUUUCUCCAUUUGUUACAGAAAAGAGCAAUGACUUGAUACACCAGCACAAAGAAGUAUCCACAGGUCAGACAAAAAUGCCAGACUUAAGUACAAGUUUUCCAGCUGUCACGCCCAUCAGGGUUCAGAGCAAGGAAGAACCUGAGACCCACAGAAAUACAGUGACUCAAGAAAGCACGUCCAGCAGUUAUGCAGCAAGUUUUCAGGAAGGAAAACACAGAAACCUGGCUACUCCAAAACCAGAUCCCACAUUAAUUUUGCCAAGUACUAAUGCUCUUCAUAAAACAGCAGAGGGGAUAAAAACUGCUUCUUCCAUCAGUAGUUUGACCACUGUGGCCACAACGACAACUCCCUAUAGAAAGACCGUGCCUUCACUUGUUACUCAGCAUGCUAGAAAAAGGCCUUAUGGGAGAAGGAGAUUGAGGCCAAACAGAAUCCGACAAAGACCAAAGCCUUUCCCCCCUGUUUUAACCACAGAGGCAAUGCCUAUCAUUCCAAGGACACCUGAAGUUGAAGCUGUGACCAAAACUUCUUCUGCAACUCUUGAAAGUCCCGAUCUUAAAAACAAUGUCAAAAUACAUGCUAAGGAAGAGGAGCAUAUGGAAUUCACUCCUUCAUUGGUUACUGACCCAGUUGUCUUGGAGAGAAUUACCAAAAUCAGAGAGGUGGUCACAACUUCCUUCUUUAGGCCUACUGCUUCUCCACCUGAACCAAAACAUGUGACACUUUCUACUGCUCCUGAAACCUUGGCACUUCCAGUGACUGCACCUAUCACGAUUUUGUCAUCUUAUGUUGUACAUGAUGCAGUUCCCACGAAAGAGUCAAGUGCACCUCUAAAACCAGAGCAAAGUGAAGUGCCAACAUACCACUCAUUAGACAAUAUAUCUGAGGAAAAGGGCAUUAAAGCAGAUUCUAAAACUAUGCACAGUAAGACAGAACAAUCAAGCACAACAACUUCUCCUGAGCAAAUGAACAUCUUCAUACUUUCUACAAAACCAGAAUCUCAAGAAGAGUCUAUCCUAUUUGACUCAGAAGUUGUGGUUAAUGAAACAACUGCUAGAACGUUCCAGAUGAUGUAUCCCACUAUGACUGACUUAAGUAUUCCUGUUGGCACAGUGGAAGUUUUUAAGGACCUCUCAGUUUCAAAGGAGCCAUGGAAGCCUACAGUAUCUUUAGAAAUAUCAGCAAUAACUGAGCCACCUCAGCAACAUGAGAUAAUGACUUUGUCCUCCUCCUUCAGCUCGACAGAAACUCAGACUUUUCCACUUAGAGAAACAAAGAAAUCUGUUGCUUCUCAGACUGGGACAAAGCCAUCUUCCUGGGAUAAAAAGGAAGCUACGUUACCCGUAUUUCAUCAUGAUCCCACUUUGCAGACAACUGAAAAGCUUCUGACUGUAUCUACUGCCUUUAUUCCGUUUAUAAAACUUGCCACUCUUCCCCCUUCCAUUUCAAGCACUUCACAUCCUUCUCUUCAUUAUACCACCGAGGAAAGUAAUGCCUUCAAUCAAGAAAGGUUCCCAGAAGCAAAGCAAGUUGAAGCAGAUGGUGACAAAAUGGUGGUGAGCUCAAGGCAGAGUGUACACCCUACUCCGUUCUCUAGCCAAAACAGGAUUAGCAUACAGUCGAAAGAGGAGCAAUUCAAAGACAUGUAUAGUAGCAAGUCAAACAACAGUUUACUGCUAAAUCCAAACCUUCCCCAUCCACCCGCUGGAAUGAUACCAAACCUAAACGAAAGACUGCCUGUUGUGCCUCCAAAGCAUAUUCCAGCAAGAGGCACAGUGAAGCCUCCAUAUAUUGUAACACAAGGUUCAUUUCGCUAUUUUAUAACACACCAGCCUCUUCACUACACAAACAAACCAGAGAUAACAGCAUAUGCAGCACAUACCAUCCAGGACAAAAAAUCUUUUGCCUCUCAGAGAGAAACAACUACCCCAACACAAGCCUCUCCAUUUCACAAAACAAAUCCAUUCACUGCAAGCAAGUUCGGUAAUCAGGGUCAGAACAGAUACAAUAUUAAUUCAAGAUUUUUUGGAAAUAACUAUGUUCCAGAUAACAGAGGCACAGCAGGGAGACUACCAAGUCAAGGGAUCCCCUAUUAUCCCAGUUCCAGAAUGCCAUUCCUUUUCAACAGAACGAGGAUAUUCCCUCACUUAAGUAUGCAUCCUAAACCAGUGGUCCCUAGUCAACUGGUCCCAAAAGACACAAAUGAGAAGGUUGCCCAGUUCUCCCCUACUAGGAUUGCAGUGCAGAAAGCUACAGCUAUUCCAGUGCCUCCAAUGCCACAUACCACAACCACCACAUCACCACCACCAGCGAUUUUGAAGUUUACCCCUCCAGCCUUUCUCUCUCAGCGCACAAAACCACAGACAUCCACUACAGUUCAUCCUUUUAAAAAUGUCCAUCAUCGUCAUCAAAAAGUUCCAUCUGUGCCUUAUGUGGAAGGCAUUAUGCCACACAAUUCGACUGUAAUUCAAUCUUCUGCUAAUUUCAGGAUACACGGAGAAAGACCUAAAAUUAUGACAAAAGGGUCUCACAGCAUAUCCAUCCUUGCCGAAACAGAUGCUUUUAUCCCUUGUGAUGCAGUGGGGGAACCCAAACCUUUUAUUACUUGGACAAAAGUCUCUACAGGAGCUCUAAUGGCAGCCAACACCAGGUUACAAAGGUUUGAAGUCUGGAAAAAUGGUACCCUCCUUAUUCGAAAUGUUCAGCUUCAGGAUCGUGGACAGUAUUUGUGCACAGCUCAAAACCUGCAUGGCAUAGAUAAAAUGAUCAUUGUGCUCACAGUUGUAGCCCACCAGCCCAAAAUUUUACUUUCCCGCUAUCGAGAUGUAACGGUCUCUUUUGGAGAGACUAUAGCAAUGGAAUGUCAGGCUAGUGGGACUCCAAACCCACAUAUUUCAUGGAUUUUCCCAGAUAGGAAGAUUUUGCAGACAGUCACCACCACAGAAGGCAGGAUAAUGCUUCAUGAAAAUCGAACCUUGUCUAUCAAGCAAGCAACUUUUUCAGACCGAGGAGUUUACAAAUGCAUAGCAAGCAAUGCUGCAGGAGCUGACAGCAUUGCAGUGAGGCUGCACAUUGCAGCCUUACCCCCCAUCAUCCAGCAGGAUAAGCAAGAGAACAUUUCUUUGCCCCUUGGUAGCAGUAUUAACAUCCACUGCACUGCCAAAGCAGCACCUUCUCCCAGCAUCCGCUGGGUGGUCUUUGAUGGCACGCAAAUCCGACCUUCUCAGUUUGUCAAUGGGAAUUUAUUUGUUUUUCCCAAUGGAACUCUUUAUAUUCGCAACGUCUCCCCCAAGGACAGUGGGACCUACGAGUGCGUUGCUGCUAACAUGGUGGGAGCUGCCAGGAGAACAAUACAACUCCAUGUGAAGAAGCAUGCAUCUAAUGCUAAGAUCACUGGGAGCUCACCUCAAAGGACAGAUGUAACAUAUGGCAGCAUCCUGCAUUUAGACUGUAGUGCUUCUGGUGACCCCUGGCCUCGGAUACUGUGGAGGUUGCCUUCCAAAAGGAUGAUUGAUUCCCUACACAGUAGCUUGGAGACUAGAAUAAAAGUAUUCAGCAAUGGGACUUUGGUUGUCCAUUCAGUUACAGAUAAAGAUGCUGGAGACUAUUUGUGUGUGGCUCGCAAUAAGAUUGGGGAUGAUUAUGUCGUCCUCAAAGUGAAUGUGAUGAUGAAACCAGCAAAAAUAGAACGUAAGAAUGAGAAUAACCACAAAGUCAAGUACGGAGGGGACCUGAAAGUUGACUGUGUAGCCACAGGUCUGCCAAAUCCUGAGAUCUCCUGGGGUCUCCCAGAUGGCAGCAUGAUCAAUACCUUCAUGCAGUCAGAUGACAGCGGCAGCCGGACGAAGCGAUACGUGGUCUUCGAUAAUGGAACCCUGUAUUUCAAUGAUGUUGGACUGAGAGAGGAAGGGGACUACACUUGCUAUGCUGAGAACCAGAUUGGAAAGGAUGAGAUGAAAGUGCGGGUCAAAGUAGUGGCCGAGCCUGCAACUAUCAGGAACAAAACAUACGUCAUUAUUAAUGUACCCUAUGGUGAUGUUGUGACAGUAGCAUGUGAAGCCAAAGGAGAACCCACUCCCAAAGUGACUUGGCUCUCCCCAACCAACAGGCCCAUUCCUGCCCUAUCUGACAAAUACCAAGUAUAUAGGGAUGGCACCCUCCUCAUCCAAAAGGCCCAAAGAUCUGACAGUGGUAACUAUACUUGCGUAGUGCGGAACAGUGCUGGAGAAGAUCGAAAAAUCGUCUGGAUCCACGUUAAUGUUCAGCCUCCCAGAAUCAAUGGUCAUCUCAGUGCAAUAACAUCCAUGAGGGAGACAGCCAUCAGGGACAGCCGGAAACUUAUUGACUGCAAAGCUGAAGGCAUCCCUGCUCCACGGGUCCUAUGGGCUUUUCCAGAAGGAGUAAUCCUGCCAGCUCCCUACUAUGGGAACAGAAUCACUGUGCAUCGCAAUGGUACUUUGGACAUCCGAGAGGUGAGGCAGACAGAUGCGGUGCAGCUCAUAUGCAUCGGACGGAAUGAAGGAGGGGAAGCGAGACUGAUUGUGCAGCUCCUCAUCACAGACCAUUUGGAGAAACCCUCCUUCAGAGACCCUGUUAAUGAAAGGAUCACUGCCAUUGCUGGGCACAGCAUUAAUCUGAACUGCUCAGUCCAGGGGAACCCCAAGCCCAGCACAAGCUGGAUCCUUCCCAAUGGCACUGAAGUGCUGACUGGCAGCCGUCUGCACAGAUUUUACCAUAAGAGGGAUGGGAUCUUACACAUCAGCAGCCUCUCUGCUGGGGAUGCUGGGACUUACCGCUGUACAGCCAGAAACCCAGGAGGUUAUGUGGAACGCAUAGUCUUUCUGAAGGUUGGACUCAGGCCAGAAAUCAGCAACCAGUACAACAACCUGGUGAGCAUCAUCAAUGGAGAAACUCUGCAGCUCCAUUGCAUUACCCAGCCAAACCAGCGGGCGCAGAUCUCCUGGACGCUGCCCAAUGGGAUGGUGCUGGAUGCCCCCCAGGCUGUGGGUCGCUUCUCUCUGCUGGAGAAUGGCUCACUGACAGUGCGUGAGGCUUCUGUAUUUGACAGGGGCACUUACCUGUGUAAGGUGUCCACAGAGUAUGGCACUACUGUUAUGAAUGUGCCUGUCAUCGUGAUAGCCUAUCCUCCGCGGAUCACCAGUGAGCCAGCACCCGUCAUCUAUGCCAGGCCUGGAAAUUCAGUAAAACUGAACUGCAUGGCCAUUGGGAUUCCUAAAGCAGAAAUAACAUGGGAGCUUCCAGACAAAUCACAUCUGACAACAGGAGCUCAAUCCCGUCUGUAUGGAAACAAAUUCCUCCACCCUCAGGGGUCAUUAGUCAUCCAGCAGCCUACUCAAAGGGAUGCGGGCUUCUAUAAAUGCACUGCUAAAAAUAUACUAGGCAGUGAUUCGAAAACAACCUACAUACACAUAUUCUAACACUAAAACAAAUGCCUUUGGCUGGAUACUAGUGUUCAAGUCACUGCCAAGCGAGUACAACAGGGAAAGUACUGCUUGCAACAAAGCCGGAAAGGCUGAGGGCAGAAAAAAAAACUAUUUUCAUGCAAAGUGCAUUGCUUUUGUACUCAAUAUGGUAGUACAUCCCUGCAAUAAAAGGAGGCAGUAGACAUACUGAAAUUGAGGGGACUAACACAUUGGAAAAGAUCUUUAAGUUGUUAAGACAGCAUAGUGUGGUUUUUCAUGCUAUCCAAUAGCAUCUGAGACCUAAAGUAAAGUACUCUAUUCUUGUCAAUAGUCCAAAACUAUUCCUUGUUUUAACAAGCACCUUAAAAGUACCAAAGAAGUAUUAACUGUUAAUAAAUGAGCUGCAGUGAUAGAAGUGCUUUAGUAAAACAUAAUUUUCUUUAUACCCUGCAGCACUUUUACAUAAUCUAUCCUUAUAGAAUAUGAUUACUAACCUUUCUGUUCAUUCUUUUAUCAGCUCUUCAAAAUCAAAGACUAACUUAGCAAAUAAGAGUGAUCUAUUUUAAUAAAAAUACAUGCAAACAUUAGUUACCUUACAUAUGAACAGACCUUUUCCAGCUACUAAGGACGCUACAGUCAAAUCAUUCAUUAUAUAUUUUAUAUAUAUUUUUAAAUCAGACUAUGAGACUAGAAAGAGUAACAAUGAACUUGGUCUCAUUUUAUAAAUUAUUGGUCUUUACAAGACUCUGAUACAUUACAGUGUUUUAUAAUAUUAAGGUCAAUAUACUGUACAUUUUAUAAUAAAAAGUAUUUUCCAAAAAAUGUAUUCACUGUGGUUUUCAUUUUCUUUUGAGAAAAUAGGGAACUCCAAACACUGAGAGUACAAAAUUAAGUCAAAAGCCGGAAGUCAUGUAAUGUUAUACAUACUUUUUAUCUUUCUAAACAUGAUUUCCUAAUAAAAAUUUAACACUUCUGUUAUGUAUAUUUCAGGACACAUUUACA
Molecule: messenger RNA, 9543 nt
Organism: Gavia stellata (red-throated loon)
Lineage: Eukaryota; Metazoa; Chordata; Aves; Gaviiformes; Gaviidae
Gene: MXRA5
Product: matrix remodeling associated 5
Exons: 6
Coding region: 16-8556 (2846 amino acids)
Cellular component (GO): extracellular region
Molecular function (GO): protein binding
Source: RefSeq, a predicted model, not a curated record